AUGCCUCGUGCAUGGGAAGAAGAAGACAUUUUGUGGGAUGUCGACGACUGUUUAAACAAUACUCUACUGAGGAUAGACGACAGUGGAUGUGUAGUAGUAAAUCUCGACCACACCAUACGACUACUGAUCAGAGAGUCAGAUUGCUUAGUCAAGAUGGGUGUAGAUUUACCGAUAGUCUGCCACUCUCUCUACGCUAAGAAGAAUUACUUCACACUCGUAAAUGAUUCUUUGCAAUUUCUUCUAGAAGAUUACCUUCGCACGGUCCGAAGAGUGAAACUAGAAGUACGACCUCUUUUUCUUCCACAAGUAGUACGUUUGUCUUCUCUUUUACUCCCUGGUCUGCGGUUCGUGGGAUGGACAAGCGAUGAUUGGCGCGAAUUUAUAGACCGCGCAAAUGCAGCUAUCAAAAGCUUUGAUGUCCUAGUAACUAGAGUCCAUGAUAUAUAUACCAACCGUAUAAUAUAUAUGUUAAGUGGAAUGCAAGAAGUUACCUUAAUUACUUUACCCGAAGAGACUCCUUGGUCUGUAGAAGAAUUUAUCGAGAAUGUAGAAACUGGAUGUCGUAACGCGUGCGUUGAGCUAAACCGCAAAAGCCUUAUGGUAGAAGAAGCAGUUGAAGAAGUCUUGGACUUAGUAAAGAAAGCAGCCCAGCAAAUCAAGCCAACUGAAAUCAAUCCGGAUUUUGAAUUCCUCAUCGCUGAAGGUGGGUUAUAA
This is a messenger RNA of Spodoptera littoralis (African cotton leafworm), 714 nucleotides long. The record is from the annotation of a GenBank genome assembly. NCBI's taxonomy places the organism in Eukaryota, Metazoa, Arthropoda, Insecta, Lepidoptera, Noctuidae.